Gymnodraco acuticeps is the source of this 2551-nucleotide messenger RNA. RefSeq names its product ADP-ribosylation factor 3a (gene arf3a). Bases 112 to 657 code for a protein of 181 amino acids. Gene Ontology annotation, biological process: intracellular protein transport; vesicle-mediated transport. The record is from RefSeq and is a predicted model, not a curated record. NCBI's taxonomy places the organism in Eukaryota, Metazoa, Chordata, Actinopteri, Perciformes, Bathydraconidae. The transcript has 5 exons. Gene Ontology annotation, cellular component: plasma membrane; cytoplasm. Gene Ontology annotation, molecular function: GTPase activity; GTP binding.
CUCUUAUCAUCGCGAGACUUUCUUCGAGUCCUCUCCUCUGCAUGAAUCCAGCUGGUAGCCUGCCUGCCGUGGACGGUUCUGUUGCAGUUGAGGUGAGAGCCAUCAGUCAUCAUGGGGAAUCUCUUUGGCAACCUGUUGAAGAGCCUGAUAGGCAAGAAGGAGAUGCGGAUUCUCAUGGUGGGGCUGGACGCUGCUGGAAAAACCACCAUCCUUUACAAGCUGAAGCUGGGGGAGAUUGUUACCACCAUCCCCACAAUCGGUUUCAAUGUAGAGACGGUGGAGUACAAGAACAUCAGCUUCACCGUGUGGGAUGUGGGUGGCCAGGACAAGAUCCGUCCCCUGUGGAGACACUACUUCCAGAACACCCAGGGUUUGAUCUUUGUGGUGGACAGCAAUGACCGUGAGCGUGUAAACGAAGCUCGGGAGGAACUGAUGAGGAUGCUGGCUGAGGACGAGCUGCGGGAUGCUGUUCUUCUUGUCUUUGCCAACAAACAGGACCUGCCUAAUGCAAUGAAUGCUGCAGAGAUCACAGAUAAGCUGGGUCUACACUCCCUACGCCAUCGCAACUGGUACAUCCAGGCCACCUGCGCCACCAGUGGAGACGGUCUGUACGAGGGCCUGGACUGGCUGGCCAAUCAGCUGAAAAACAAAAAGUGAGGUAUCAGGUCAGUGGAGUGGGGAAGAGCCUGGGUGCCAUUCCCAGGUUAGGGAUUAAGUGGAUCCAUUGAGUUUACAUGGAGAGGCUGUGCUGAAAAGCCCACAGGGGGGAGACUCUCAAUGACUUUCUACCCCCAAAAUACUCGUUUCACUUCUUUUAUUAUACUUAAUUUAAAUUGUUUGGAUCUGGAGUGAGCAUUUACUUAAGGAUAACAAACCGAUGGUGUUGACCUAAAUGACUUACAUGCUGAAUACGUACAUUUGUUAUUGUAAAAGCAUAUACAUUCCCCUACUCUGCAGACUCUUUGACCUCCAUCACGUUUGAACUUUUUCUGAAUAAUGACGAUAUAGACUCAUAAAGCACCCAUCUGAUACACUAAACCUAUGUAAAUUAUAAAGAAUGUCAUAACAGUAUAAGUGGAACUACUACUAUUACUACUAUCUCAGAAUAAUAUAACGUUGUUUAAAACAUCUUACUCAGACAGGCUCUAAUAAAUGUAAAAUUGUCUUUUUGUCCAUACUUCUGUUUUGCCACAAACCUAUGCGCUUCAGAGCUCAUUUUGUGCUGUAAAAUAAUUAUAUGCAAAUAUAUUUAUUCUUUUUAUUUAUUUUAUUCGAAACAACACUUGAUGAUGACAAACUGGAAAUUCUUAAACUAUUUAUACUUUUGUUGACAUGUGUUUAUUUAUUUAUUCCUACAUUUGUUUUGAUUUUCUUAGUGCAUGGUGUGGUUUCUCUCCCUUUAUUGCAAUAUGCAUUUACUGCUAAGGCAGCUAGUGAAAAAAGAAGCCCUGGUAUCACUGUAUGUUACUUCCCAGUCUGCAUGGAGAUGGAGAAGACCCCAGUACUGGUUUGUGGGCUUGUGAAAGCUGUGAACUACUGCAGGCCGCUGCUGUAAAUACAGAUUUACUUUGAGUUGACGUGCCUGGCUAAAUAAGGGUUAAACAAUUUGUCUGGCGUCAGCGAGGUGUGAUAGCUGAACUGAUACAGAUGACAGAACAGGCACAUCGUACCAGCUCUGUGUCUUAGGGAGAAAAAACACUGCUAUUGGCCUGUUGAGAGUGAUGCAGCAGAGCAUGUGAUUAGCAAUAUCAGACAGCUUACAUUGUUUACGAAUGUUUAUUUGUUAAAUCAGUUUGUGCGAGCAGCUGCAAUAUAUCCGUCAACAUAACUCAUGUUGCUUGUCAUCCUGAUUUAUUCAUAGCUGAUUGGCGUGAAAUGUUGUGUUUCUAGUGUUUCUGUGUAUUAUGUUGCAUAAAAUAUCUCUAGAUGCAUUAUUGUUGUACAAAAUGUAAUGUCUGUUUGAAUGGAGUAUUCAUUUAUUUUGAACCAAAAGGCAAGUGUUGAUUUUGCAGUUUUCACAAACCCCAUGAUUUGAAAACAUAUGAGAGAGGAUAAUCGUAAUACUGCAUCAUAAGGCAUAUUAAUACUGUACAAGAUCUGUAAUAAAAGUGAAUUAUAAUAGCCUAUUUCCUCAGACUAUAUUUGUCUUAAUUAAUGCUGCUGGUUGGAACAAUGCUGUUCUGAUAAAUGUUAUGGAUUUAGUGUAAAGUUUAUCAAACAAACUUCUAAUAUGCAAAAGCAUGGUUUUCUAUGUCAGCGAGACUGUAUAUAGGUUUAUGUAACAAGAAGAGUAAACCAUGGCAUUUGCGGUCAAAUUGAAAGUGUUGUUGAUACACAUAGACUCGGGGUCAGUGUGUUGGCAGAUAUGUAUAACUGACAGCAGCUUGCGUGUGUGAUGUGCAUUACGUUCAGUUUGGUGUGAAAAUUGUUUUUGUGGCCUUAUAAUGCCAGUGUUUUUAUUUUCUCUUUGAUAACCGGUUUGUAUGUCAGAAUUUGAUAUUUGAAUGAUUUCUGGCACUAUGUGGAUCAAUCAAUAAAAAUAUGAAACACA